Ornithodoros turicata is the source of this 1948-nucleotide messenger RNA. RefSeq names its product SWI/SNF-related matrix-associated actin-dependent regulator of chromatin subfamily E member 1-like. The transcript is spliced from 13 exons. Gene Ontology annotation, cellular component: SWI/SNF complex. The record is from RefSeq and is a predicted model, not a curated record. Lineage: Eukaryota; Metazoa; Arthropoda; Arachnida; Ixodida; Argasidae. Gene Ontology annotation, molecular function: nucleosomal DNA binding; nuclear receptor binding. The coding region runs from base 156 to 1565 and encodes 469 amino acids. Gene Ontology annotation, biological process: negative regulation of DNA-templated transcription.
UGUCUCCUGUCGAUGAUGAUGCGUUCGUGAGGCCGAAGUGAAAUGGCGUCAUGUAAAUGGGGGCUGCAGUUUCAUUUCUUCUAGCCCACUUUGAAGGGUUACGUACUCAGCAGUUCCGUUGAAGAAACCUUGUAUCGUGCAGUGAACUAUACACAAUGGCUUUGCCACCGAAUUAUCGACAACCGCCUGUGCCUACGCCGGCUCCGUCGACACCCCAACGACCGAGAACACAGGCGUCUACAUCAAAUUCGAAUUCACCAAUGCCCUCUUCAGGGAACAGCAGCCCCUUUCUACCAUCUCCUCAUGGCCAUCCGGCUUUCAAUCCUCUGAAGUUGGGCUCGCGAGGUGCUGGUAGCGCGGAGAGCCGCGUUCCCAAACCCCCAAAGCCCCCUGAUAAGCCUCUGAUGCCUUAUAUGAGGUACAGUAGAAAGGUAAGAAAAAUGGUAUGGGAUCAGGUGAAGGCAACAAAUCCAGAUCUAAAGCUGUGGGAAAUUGGCAAAAUAAUUGGCCAAAUGUGGAGGGAGCUUCCUGAUGAAGCCAAGCAAGAAUACAUUGACGACUAUGAAACUGAAAAGAUGGAAUAUAACGAGGCCUUGAAAUCGUAUCACAAUUCUCCUGCUUACCAAGCAUGGGUUGCUGCUAAAGUCAGAGCACAACAAGCAGCAGAGGAAAGAGAAGCACUGGAACGCAGCCCAUCUGUUGUGAGUUCGUCUCUGAUGUCUUCACAGAAAUCUGACGGGAAAGUCAGUAUUCAACCUGCAGAGGAUGAUGAAGGCAUAGGCUCUGGCAAUAGCAUUUACCUUUUGGAAGUCAAGGGGAUGAGUGAUAUCGACGAGUUCUCCGUGAAGCACGUUGCUGCAUCUCGAUACAUGCGCAACCACCGGCUUAUCAAUGAGAUCUUUAGUGACGCUGUAGUGCCUGAUGUACGCUCAGUAGUCACAACAGCACGUAUGAGCGUUCUCAAGCGCCAGGUUCAGUCCCUCACCAUGCAUCAGGAGAAACUAGAGGCUGAGCUGCAACAGAUCGAAGAAAAGUUUGAAGCAAAGAAGCGAAAGUUUUUGGAAGCAAGCGAGACAUUCCAGGCUGACCUUAAAAAGCAACGUUUUGGCAAGGCGGUUGACCCAGAAACGUACCAGAAGAUGGUAGAGCGAGCAUUGGAACAAAUGAAGAAGGAUCUGGCAGCUAAAGAGGAGGGAAAGAAAGAGAAGGCCAAUGGUGGAGGAGAAGACAAGAACGCAGACAAGGUGCCUGCUGAAGCAGCUGCAGAGGGGAUGGAUUCUGAGAAUCAAGGGAGGACCCGUGAAGAAGACGAGGAUGACGACGAUGAAGAUGUAUCUGAAAAAGAAGGAGCACCAUCUGCAAGAAGCGGGUCAGCUGCAGCAAUGCCAAUGGAAUGUGAAGACACAGCAGAGAGCCAGGACUCUCAGGAACGAAGCGAUGGCACAUUUUCUGAUCAGGACAGCAAGGAAGUGCCCCAAAGAAACGAACAACCUGGAGGCAAUCCACAUAGCACGUCAUCCAUUUCAAAUGUACCUAUAGAGAGCUUAGAUCAGUCAGGCCACUAAUGCCUUGAUGGAACAUUUCAAUGCAUAUGCAGUAUUCUCAACUGGCAUCAAACCAGUCCCACGUUCCUAAAGCUGUGUUGAGAAAUAUUGGUGCCUCCGUACGCUGUGGCGGCAUCACCAGAUGCAAAAUUUGAUUUUAAUUUGUAUGGCAGAUAAUGUGCAUCAAUGCCAGUUGACCUGGUUCACGCAGUACACGCUUUUUACAUUUUCUACUCAUUUUAUAUGCAUUCGUGUACUUAUGGAGAAACUAUUUUUGCUCCCGAAAACAGGAUUCUUAGCCCGCUUUUAUGACAGACUUUGUUAAAUGUGUUUUACUGUAACCAUCUUGACUUGUCAUGGUGUACCCAUGAAGUUCAAAAUAAAAGUCAUUCAUUCAUCAUUUA